CGGGGGCCGGGGGUCUCCUCUCCCGCUGGUGUCUCCCCCGCCCCCCCGGCCAUGGCCGCCGCUGCCGCCGGCUCCAACUGGGGUCUCAUCAUGAAUAUCGUGAACAGCAUCGUGGGCGUCAGCGUGCUCACCAUGCCCUUCUGCUUCAAGCAGUGCGGCAUCGUCCUGGGGGCUCUGCUGUUGGCCCUGUGUUCCUGGAUGACCCACCAGUCCUGUAUGUUCCUGGUCAAGGCCGCCAGCUUGACAAAGCGCAGGACCUACGCCGGCCUAGCAUUUCACGCCUACGGAAAAGCAGGAAAGAUGUUGGUGGAGACCAGUAUGAUCGGGCUGAUGCUGGGAACCUGCAUCGCAUUCUACGUGGUAAUCGGCGAUUUGGGAUCGAACUUCUUUGCCCGCUUGCUUGGACUUCAGGUGACGGGCGUCUUCCGGAUAUUCCUGCUGUUUGCCGUCUCCCUGUGCAUCGUGCUUCCGUUAAGCCUCCAGAGGAACAUGAUGGCUUCGAUCCAGUCCUUCAGCGCCAUGGCCCUCAUGUUUUACACCGUGUUCAUGUUCGUGAUCAUCGUGUCGUCUCUGAAACACGGCCUUUUCGGCGGGCAGUGGCUACAGCGGGUCAGCUACGCUCGCUGGCGGGGCAUCUUCCGUUGCAUCCCCAUCUUCGGCAUGUCGUUUGCCUGCCAGUCCCAAGUGUUACCCACUUACGACAGCCUAGAUGAGCCGUCAGUCAAGAUCAUGAGCUCCAUCUUUGCCUCCUCGCUCAACGUAGUCACCACCUUUUACAUCACGGUAGGAUCCUUCGGUUACGUCAGCUUCACGGACGCCAUCGCCGGCAACGUGCUGAUGAACUUCCCCUCCAACCUGGUGACGGAAAUGAUCCGCGUGGGCUUCAUGAUGUCCGUGGCCGUGGGCUUCCCCAUGAUGAUCCUCCCUUGCCGCCAGGCCCUCAACACGCUCCUCUUCGAGCAGCAGCAGAAGGACAGCACUUUCACAGCCGGAGGUUACAUGCCCCCGCUGAGGUUUAAGGCCCUGACCCUGGCCAUCGUGUUCGGAACCAUGGUCGGCGGGAUCAUGAUCCCCAACGUGGAAACGGUCUUGGGCCUCACCGGAGCCACCAUGGGGAGCCUCAUCUGUUUCAUCUGCCCGGCUCUCAUUUAUAAGAAAAUCCACAAGAAGGCCCUGUCCUCCCAGAUCAUCCUGUGGAUCGGGCUGGGCAUCCUGGUCAUCAGCACCUACAGCACCUUGGCCGUGAGCGAGGACCGCCCGCCCGGCGCGGAGCAGGCCGCGCCCGCCGCCCGCCUGGGAGACGCCAAGGAGAACGUCCGGCCCAACUCCGCCAAGAUAUCCGUCCAGAACCCGGGUGUCCAGGCGGCCGGCGACGGCCGCGAGAAGCCGAAGCCGGCCGGCGGGCAGGACGAGGUGGCCCCGCCGCAGAUCGAGGUGCCCGCGGACUUGCCCCAGCGGCAGCGGGCCCCGGAGAAGCUCCCGGAGCCGGAGCCGGAGCGGGAGCGGGAGGAAUUGCAACUGGACCGUCCCGACCAAGGCAUUGCCGUGCCCGUCGGGGAGGCCCACCGCCACGAGCCGCCCGUGCCCCGGGACGAGGUCGCCGUGGACGAGGGCCAGGACGGCGAAGAGCCGGCGAAGAUGGGCCCCCCUCGCGAGGGAGCCGAGCCCCCCGCCCCGGCCCGGGGGGACGGAGCCGGGGGAGCCCCCGCGCCCUCCGACAGAAAGCAGCGCCAGCCCGAGAGACAGCCCGGCGCCCGGGAGGACGGGAGGGCGGACCGAGCCCCGCCGGGGACCCCCGAGGUCCCCCCGGGACCCCCGGCCGGCCACCCCGACGAGCGGCAGCAGGCCGACGCGGCCGGAGGAGCGGAGCAGGCGGCCGCCCGGGCUCCCGGCCCUCCGGAGGAGAUGGGGCGGCCCCCCGGGACCCCCGGGGCCGGCGAGGAGCCCCCCGUUCCGGCCGGGGGGGACGGUCGGCAGCCUCAGCGGCCCCAGGACGGGCAGAGCCAAGAAGACACCGGUGGCAAGUUGGAGGCCGAGAUUAAAAAGCUAGUCGCAGAUGCGGGGAAGGCGGAGCUGCUGGACCACGCCGUCCUCCUGCAGGUCAUCAAGGAGCAACAGGUGCAGCAGAAGCGUCUUUUGGAUCAGCAGGAGAAGCUCCUGGCCGUCAUCCAGGAGCAGCACAAGGAGAUCCGCCAACAGAGGCAGGACGAUGGUGGCGGCGGCGACGACGACAAGGCCCGGCCCCCGCAACACGCCGACGGGCAGGGCGAAGCAGGCCCGCUCCCGCCCCGGAGUAAGGAGACGGAAGUCCAAGACCCGAAAGCCGAAGCCGAGAAGCCGGUGCAGCCGGACGUGGGGGCCGCCCCUGCCGGGCCUCCGAAUCCCGAAGAGGGAGGCGGCGGGCCGCUGGAGCCGGCCGGCCCGGGAGACCGCGCCGGCACCAAGCCCGGGCCCGGGUCCCGGCUCCACGGAGAGCCGGCCCCGGCGACGCCUCCGGUUGGGGACCGGGAACCGGCGGCGGGAGCCGGGAAUCGCCGGGGGCCGGUCGCGGCCGGAGAGGGGGCCGGCCAGAGCCCACCGGAUGAAGCCGGGCGCCCCGGGGGGAAGAGGAAAGGGGAUGUAGGAGCCGAGGGGGUGGCCGCCGCCGCCGCCACUGUCCGCAGGGAGACGAGGGCCCCGGGACACGCGGCGGGGGCCGAGGGGCCGAGGCCCGACGCCGGCCGGGAGAACCGCGACCCCGAGCCGGCGGGAGAAUCCCCGGACCGGCCGCGGGAGCCCCAGGCCGAGCCGGACCGGCCGGCCCCCCGGGAGGCGGAGGCCGAGUCGGACCUGCGCCGGAGGCGGCGGGCCCUGGCCGGGGCCGGGGCCGACCCCCUGGCCGAGGUGAACGCGGACCAGCUGCGGGAGGCGUUGGAGGCGGGACUCCACCGGGCGGUCGGAGGCCCCCUCCCCGUGGUCCGCAGCCGCCAGGUGAAGCAGCUGCCGCCCGCUCCGGGGGAGGCGUGAGCGGGGCCAAAGCGUCCCCGUCCGUCGGGUCGCCCUCGCUCCCCUCUCCAUCCCGGAAUCAAUCCAUCCCUAACGGUCUCCCCCCUUCCCUCCUCCUCCCUGCCCCGUGGCAGGGCAGGCGGCCGGCACUUUGUCCUCUCCGGAGCCCACCCACCUCCUCCGGGAGAGGGGAUGACCUCGGCCCGUGGCCAUUUUGUCCUUCGAAACUCUCUCUCCAGCCAGUUGACUCACCCAGAUUGGACCCCGGCUCCUUUCUCGUCUUCGAGGCCUUUGUUGUGGGGGUCAGUUCUCUUUCCGGGUUUCCACCUCAGGCCAAAAAAAAAAUCACUCCCCUGCCCCCGUGUCGGGAGAGGUGCCGGCUGGUAGCGCCCACCGAACGCCGGCAUUGCCAUUCCCUUCCUGCCCCGUGCCCCCUCCUUGGGAUUCGGGGCCGGUUAAGGGGAGACCGUACCGUCCGCCGGCUCCCCCGGGUCCAUACCUACCUCUGUUUCCCCACUCCGCCCAUCGUGCCUUGCUCCUUCCCCCGCCCGCCAAACGCGAUGCUCCUCGAUCCUCUCUGUAUACGCCCCGCGACACCGGCAGGACCAAAGAAGGAGGCAUCGAGGCAACACCCGCUCCGGACCAAAAGGGAAAAGACCGACCCGCGAGGGAAUAAGCCGGAAACCCAUUUCAGGAUCCCCGGAGGAUUGAAACGGAAGACCAAAGUGGCGGCUCGGAUCCGUUCUCCAAGCGUCGCCGCCCUGGCCGACUACCGGUUUGGUAGCCAGGUGCCGGGCGGGCGGAGGUGACCGUCGACGGGGCUCGGCUCGACCGGGAGACGAGAGACUGGAGUCAGACGGGCGAUAAACUGCCUUGGCUUCACCUCAGAGUCGCUCCUUUUCUCAGCCUACGGCAGCCGCGGGGUCCGGGGGGAGAUUGCUGGCCUGUCGCGGCCGCUCGUUCUUCCUGUCCGACCCCAGCAGGUCAGGGGUCCCUAGGUGUCCCUCAGAGAAACACCCCAAAGGCACAGGUGGCAUUUUGGGGGCCUUCAGACGGCAGUUUUCCCCCUCAUCCCAAAGACGUGUGUGGCAUUUUGGAACGGGGAGGGCAUCCUUUUUUUUUUUUUAAAAAAAAGCAGCCAGUAGCAGUUCCUACAAUCCCCCCGGGCACGGGGGUCUUGUCUCAGCCCACCCGGGGCCCCUUGGAGAACCCGGAGUCCAUCCCAAAGCCCCUCCUGCUGCGCCACCCCGGGGGUCUCUUCCCGAGCCAUACGGUCGGUGUCGGGAUCCCCCGACCGCCACGCGGGCCUGCCGCCAAAGGAGCCCGCGAGAGGAUCGGGAAGACGGACGGAUCCGUGACGUUCCUCGGAAACGGGGGGCAGGAGAGGAGCGGUCCGGCCUAGGACCCUCGCCCCGUCCCCCCCGCGGCUCAUGAAUUAUCAUCUUUGGCUCGCCACCGCUCGACCUCAGUGGAAAAGCAGAACCUCAGGAGACCCGAGGAGCGGAAGAUGCGGGGGGAAGCCAAAAAAGAAAAAAAAAAUGAAUCAACGAAGCGAAAGCCCCAAAGUCCGGGCAGGAUCAGUGGAGGUGAGGGCCUGGAUCAAUCAAUCAAUCAUAUUUAUUGAGUGCUUACUGUGUGCAGAGCUGUACUAAGCACUUGAAUCCACUACCGGUCACCUCUCCGGUGGGUGGGAGGGGAGACGCUUUGCCUCGAACCAUUUUCCAGCUCCCUUCUCCCCAUCCCUUCGACCCAGCCUCGGGAUGGCUUUGGAGAAAGCCCGUGGCCGCCUCGUCGUCCGACUCCCGGACUCUUUCCGCUGGGCCGCCCUGCCUCCGGCUUCAGGAACGCCUUAAGAAAUCGGACCCCCCUCCAAAGGUGAUUGUCCAUCCCUCGUCGGCUGAUGGCGGCCUAAGUGCUCCCCCCAGCCCCCCUUCUAUAUUUAUUAUAGCCGACCUUUUGCACUUGG
Molecule: messenger RNA, 4951 nt
Organism: Tachyglossus aculeatus (Australian echidna)
Lineage: Eukaryota; Metazoa; Chordata; Mammalia; Monotremata; Tachyglossidae
Gene: SLC38A10
Product: solute carrier family 38 member 10
Exons: 17
Coding region: 52-3006 (984 amino acids)
Biological process (GO): amino acid transmembrane transport
Molecular function (GO): amino acid transmembrane transporter activity
Source: RefSeq, a predicted model, not a curated record